AUGACUCAUACAAUAGAUAUUGAAGCAUUGAAGAAAGAAAUUCGUGAACAAAUUUUAUCCGAACUGAAGGAACAAAAACCAGAACAAAAGCCAGAGAGACCAAAGAGAAAACUUAGUGAAAAACAACUUGCUGCAUUAGCUGCUGGAUGUUUAAAGAACCCCCGAAUGCAAUCCAAACUCGCAAGGCUAGCUGCUGAAAAAGAAAAGGCAGAGAAGGAAAAACAAGACAAAAAUAACGAAGAGUCUAAAUAA
Messenger RNA from Trichomonas vaginalis G3, 252 nucleotides. RefSeq lists its product as uncharacterized. The record is from RefSeq and is a predicted model, not a curated record. Bases 1 to 252 code for a protein of 83 amino acids. The transcript has a single exon. Lineage: Eukaryota; Parabasalia; Trichomonadida; Trichomonadidae.